Brassica oleracea var. oleracea is the source of this 638-nucleotide messenger RNA. Its product is annotated as zinc finger CCCH domain-containing protein 52-like. The transcript is spliced from 3 exons. The record is from RefSeq and is a predicted model, not a curated record. Bases 1 to 624 code for a protein of 207 amino acids. NCBI's taxonomy places the organism in Eukaryota, Viridiplantae, Streptophyta, Magnoliopsida, Brassicales, Brassicaceae. Gene Ontology annotation, molecular function: mRNA binding; metal ion binding.
AUGGAUACUCACAAGAGAGGACACAGCGACACUGUCUCAUCAUCCAACUCUAACGUUGGAUCCAAGAGGCCUAAGCAAAAGAUGGAAUCAAUUUCAACUGGUUUAAGAAGCAAAACAAAGCCAUGCAAAGAUUUUUUCAGCACUAAUGGAUGCCCUCUUGGUGAGAACUGUCGCUUCUUGCACUAUGUACCUGGAGGAUACAAAGCUGUAGCUAAGAUGUUAAAUCUCGAGCCACAAAUUGCUGAAAGUUCCAAAAAGACACAAACCUCUAGUAGUGCUUCUGUUGCCGCCAAGAUCAUUGUUACUGCCAUAAUUGGGAAAGAUGGAAACCGUACCAAACAGCUUUGCCGUGAAACAGGAGUUAAACUACCGAUAGUAGAUCAUGAAAGAGGCCCAAACUUGAAGAAUGUGGAGAUUGAUGGAAACUACGAUCAGAUCAAUGAAGCGAAUGGGAGGAUGAGAGACCUUAUAAGGAGGUUUGGAUCAGAUCCUGCUAAUUCUGCUCCCAGGAGCUCUUACAAAUCGGAGCUCUGUGAGAAAUUUGCUGCUGGGGAGUGUAAUUAUGGGGAUAGAUGCCAUUUUGCGCAUGGUGUAGCUGAGCUGCGUUGGUCGGGGAUUGAUUAGUUGUUUGGUACCUG